Notothenia coriiceps (black rockcod) is the source of this 1401-nucleotide messenger RNA. Its product is annotated as nucleoprotein TPR-like. Lineage: Eukaryota; Metazoa; Chordata; Actinopteri; Perciformes; Nototheniidae. Gene Ontology annotation, cellular component: nuclear pore. The annotation marks the transcript as partial. Gene Ontology annotation, biological process: regulation of mitotic spindle assembly; mRNA export from nucleus. The transcript is spliced from 9 exons. Gene Ontology annotation, molecular function: structural constituent of nuclear pore. The record is from RefSeq and is a predicted model, not a curated record.
CUGUAUAAUGCGUAUGCAGAGUGUCAGACACACCUCCAGCUGGAGAAGCAGGAGACCCGCAGAGUGAACAGAGUUCUUGACGAGAUCGUCAUGGAGGUGGAGUCCAAGGCUCCAGUCCUGAAGCGUCAGAGGGAGGAGUACGAGAGCAUGCAGAGGUCCAUGGCUUCACUGUGCAACAAGCUAGAGCAGGCCCGGAAGGAGAUCUACAGUUUGCAGAAAGAGAAAGAGGAGGCCAAACAGCGCUAUGAUUCCAUAGAGAGAGAAAAACAGAGGAUAGAUAGGCAGCUAGAGGAUACAUCUACACAGGUGUGUACUCUUCUGGUGCAGCUGGAGGAAGCUAGGGGUAACAAGGUGACCAAGGACGACGGCAGCUCCUCUAACUUCUCCAGCCCCUCGGAAGUCACCAGUCCGCUGUCCUUCCGCAGCGUGGAGGAGUUGCAGAAGCAGAACCAAAGCCUGCUGGGAAGGCUGAGGGAGCUGGAGGAGGAGAAGGACCUCCAGAAGAGCCAAGCCACAUCAGCACGUGUGUCCGAGUUGGAGGCGAGUGUGGAUAAGCUUCAGAAGGAGGUGGAGCAGCUGAGGGAGCAGAGGAACCAGCAGAAACAGCUGGCUGACUCCAACGCCCGGCAGAGGGACAUGUACAAGGCCCUGCUAACUCAGAGCACCGGCUUCAGCCUGCCCCCCCAAGGUCUGGAUUCUCCUUCUCAACCUGCACCUGUUAGGCCGUCAGUUCCUGCUACUCGCUCUACUCCUCAGAGAGUUGCUGCUGCUGAGUCAGCACAGACUGCUCAGACUAAAGCUGCCUUAAAACAGCUGAAUGACGCCUUCAUUCUGUAUAAGAAGGAGAAGGCAGAGAACGACAGGUUGCUGAAUGAAACCAACGACCGGCUGCAGAAGCAGCUCAAUGAUCUCCGCUCCAGUCACGCCAAACUCACCUCUCAACUUGAGUUCAGCAGCAAGAGGUACGAGAUGCUCCAGGACACCGUGUCAGCCCAACGCAGAGAGAUCUCCGCUCUACAGGAAAGGAACCAAAAGAUGGCUGCCACUGCCCAACGGCACGAGCAAAUCAUCCACACCAUGAGCCAGGACCUGCGGCAGGGUAACGAGAAACUGGCGCUGGAAGAGGUGCGUGUCGAGAACUUGACGAAAGAAAAAGACAUGUUGAGACAAGCAGAGAGUCGACUCAAUAGAGAGAAGGAAUCCAUUCUGGUGGAGCAACGCAACCAGAACCUGCUGCUGACCAAUCUGAAGACCAUACAGUUGACGAUGGAGCGUACAGAGACAGAGACUCGCCAGAGACUGAACAACAAGGUGGAGCAUUUGGAGGCAGAACUGGCUGCAAUGAAGACCAAGCAGGACCAGGAAGUAGCACAGAGACACGCCCUGGGGCGCACCAUGGAU